This is a messenger RNA of Lindgomyces ingoldianus, 2155 nucleotides long. Its product is annotated as Gcd10p-domain-containing protein. Gene Ontology annotation, biological process: tRNA methylation. Lineage: Eukaryota; Fungi; Ascomycota; Dothideomycetes; Pleosporales; Lindgomycetaceae. The record is from RefSeq and is a predicted model, not a curated record. Bases 115 to 2052 code for a protein of 645 amino acids. The transcript has 2 exons. Gene Ontology annotation, cellular component: tRNA (m1A) methyltransferase complex; nucleus.
GGAAAAUCCUUCUCCCUUCGCGUUCUCGCAACCUUCGCCAAAUUCAGACCGAGGGGAGAUUACUGUGGCUCAUGGCCUUGCACAUUCACCCCAAGUACUAAUCAGAACGGCGCAAUGCACUCCCACAUACGGCCGCACACCCAUGUCGUGCUGCGACUGCCCUCGGGCAUCCUGAAGGUGCUGGAGAUUAAACCGAAUACAAAUAUUAAUAUUGGCAAAUUCGGGACCUUCCCUGCGAACCUAUUACUCGGCCGUCCGUAUUACCUCACCUUUGAAAUACUGGACAAAGAAGACGGCCGCUCGAAGACUGAAUUGCGCGUCGUGCCUGCUGCAGAGCUCCACGCGGAGGCAUUAGGAAGCGACCAUGUGACACCCGCUGAAUCGAGAGAGGAGACUGUGGAAGGUGGGGUCGAAUUCGAUAUCGUGCGGGAUGAUGGGGAAGUCAUAAUGCGGAGCAACCGCCUGACGCUCGACGAUCCAUCACGGCAAACGCUAUCCAUGGAAGAGAUCGAGGAGCUCAAGAAAGCUGGAACGACGUCGGGCAAGGAGAUCAUCGAAAAGAUCAUGGCGUCGCAUUUGGCUAUUGACGAGAAGACGUCGUUCUCAUUGGCAAAAUAUACGCUGCGGAAGUCGAGGAAAUACUUGAAGAGGUUCACGGUCCUACCGCUGGAUAUCGGAAUGCUCACCGAGUUCAUCACAGAGAGGGAGGCUUAUAAAAUCAUGGAGCUAAGAGAAGAAUCGUUGGGACUGAUAAGCAGCUGGGCAAACAUCCACUGUGGGUCGGCAAGCCGAGUUUUAACAGCUAGAGACGGGGUAAGCCAGAUAGGAGGGGGAAGGUGGCUUGUUGUGGACGACACUGGAGGUCUGGUCGUUGCAGCAUUGGCGGAGAAGAUGGGGAUACUCUAUCCAAACAAGGACGAAGACCAACCGUCCGGAGAGGUUAGUCCUGUCUCGGAAGCUACCCUUUCGAACGGGCCUAAACAGCAGGACGCCACAUUAAAUGGUGGAGAGAAGGCUCGAGCUGCAGAAACCAGUCAAGGACUCCCGCAAAAUGGACUUGAUAUUGAAAUGGCGGACGCAGAUGUUCCCGCCUCCGCACCUCAAGAAGCGCAAUCCUCAGACCCCACUUCCGACCCCGCGAACUCCCAAUCUGCCAAUGACCCUCCGUCAACCUCUCCUUCCAAAGAGCCUGCUAACUCAAAAACCCCAUCACUUCCCCGCAAACCCCCUCGUCCACACAUCCCCCAAUCCGCCUUCCCCACCAACACCCUAACUAUCAUCCAUACAAACAGCCAGCCCAACCUCUCCCUCCUAAAAUACUUCUCCUUUGACCCCGGCGCCCCCACCCCCUCGCACCCACUCUACCACCACCUCAAAUCUGUCUCCUGGCUCCAACUCCUCCACCCUUCCGAAGACCCUUCCUACAUUGAACCCGAACCCCUUUCCGAAGAAGUCCUCGCCAGCCUAAAAUCUUCGAAGCGGGGGAACUACUACAGAAAGCGGCGACGAUGGGAACGCACAUCCCGAGUCGUCGACGAGACUCGCAGAGGAGGGUUCGAUGGACUAGUCGUGGCCAGUGUGAUGGAUCCUGCAACUAUCCUCAAAGCACUCGUUCCUUUAGUUAGAGGUGCUGGGAGAGUCGUCGUAUAUAACCCGAACGCUGAGCCGCUUGUCGAACUCUGCGAUUUCUAUAGCAAGGAACGACGCACUGCUUACAUUUCCCGACAGACCGCACAUCUGGGUAAGGGAACUGGAUUGGGAAUUAAGUCCGAAAACGGGGGAAACGGGGAGGAUGACGUCGAAGAUGCGGACGAUUUCCCGGUUAAUCCGACGUUGUUGCUAGCACCGACACUGCAGACGGCCAGAGCGAGACAUUGGCAGGUAUUACCUGGAAGAACACAUCCAAUGAUGACGAGUCGAGGUGGUGCGGAGGGGUAUUUGUUUACAGCGACGAGGGUGUUACCGGCUGAAGGGAAGGUGGAGGCGAGGGGGCAUGGGAGGGGGAAGAAGAGGAAGGUUGCAGUUGGGCCUGAUACCGCGGUGUCGGUAUAGUGCCGUACUGAUUUUGAGAGAUUUGGUGAUGUGAGGAUGGGUUGGUAGAUUUUAAAGUCAAAAUAUGGCUGACGAUACCAAUCAGCUUGACUCAAGAAUGCCU